AUGUCCAAUUGUUAUUGGCACAAGAAACUCGACGAGGAAUCUUCGUACUUGUGCACAUUCAACACGCCUUUCGGGAGACACAAGUUCGAUAGAAUGCCUUUUGGAAUUUCUGUAGCUGCUGAUGUAGCACAGAAAAUGGUUGAUGAUAAUUUCAGUGACAUUCCUGGAGUUUUAGCGGUACACGAUGACAUCAUCAUCGCAGGGAGCGACAAGGCGGAGCACGACGAAGCUCUGAGCCGUGUGUUACUACGCGCAAGGGAACGUAACAUCAGGUUUAACCGUGACAAGAUCCAACUACGCGUGAAUCAAGUCAAAUAUCUUGGAAAUAUUGUCACAGCCGACGGAUUUAAACCUGACCCAGAGAAAAUAAAGGCAAUUAAGGAAAUGCCACAACCGGAAACCAAACAAGAUCUACAACGAUUACUUGGCAUGGUCAAUUACCUGUCACAAUACAUACCGAAUAUGUCAGAAAUCACGGCACCUUUGAGGUCACUUCUAAAGGAGAACGCACAAUGGGUUUGGUAUAACGAACACAAACAAGCAGUGGAUAAGAUAAAAGAAGCGCUAACAAAUAGCCCAGUACUACGCUAUUUUGACAUCAAUGAAGAAAUAGUUAUACAAUGUGACGCCUCACAAAACGGAAUGGGAGGAUGUUUGAUUCAGGAGGGACACCCUGUAAUUUACGCUUCACGAUCACUCACGGAUGCUGAGAGAAACUACGCCCAGAUCGAAAAGGAACUGUUGGCGAUCGUCUUCACGUGCGAGCGAUUUCACCAGUUUAUCUACGGAAAUGACAUAAUCGUGCACAGCGAUCACAAGCCACUCGAGGCGAUAAUGGCUAAACCAUUAUCUCAAGCACCUUGUCGCAUUCAACGCCUACUUAUCAGAUUACAGAAAUACAACAUCACUGUACGCUUUGUACCCGGAAAAGAAAUGUUUAUUGCGGAUACGCUGUCAAGGGCAUUUCUGAUUGAAGACACGGACGAACAACAGGAUCUCAAUGAGGACAUUGAGGUGUGUGUCCACAGUUUUGUCAAGGAAAUCCCGGCGACAACUGGCAGGCUCUUAGAGCUAAAACACGCAUCCGAAAAUGACGUGACCCUACAAGAGUUAGGAAAACAACUAAUAAAGGGAUGGCCCAACCACAAGAGAGAGGUCAAACCAAUCAUUGCACCUUACUGGACAAUUAGAGACGAACUUAGUGAGGCUGAAGGCCUACUUUUAAAGGGAAAUCAACUAAUUAUUCCUACAUCUAUGAGGGAAACGAUGUUAAACCUCAUUCACGAAAGCCAUCUCGGCAUAGAAAAAUGCAAAGCGCGUGCCAGAGCUAUUAUUUAUUGGCCUGGUAUGUCGCGUGACAUCUACGAAAAAGUCAGCAUAUGUAAAGUCUGCAUGGAACACCAGCAUAAGAACAUCAAAGAGCCAAUGCUACCACAUGAACGACCGGAACGACCCUGGCAAAAAGUUGGAUCUGACCUAAUGGAACUUAAGGGAAAGGACUAUUUAGUUGUAGUUGAUUACUACUCUAAAUUUAUUGAAGUUUGUCUAUUGCGUGACAAGACAGCCGCUACAGUAAAAUCAAACAUGAAAUCGAUCUUUGCAAGGCACGGAAUUCCUGAAGAACCCGUGGCAGACAACGUGCCAUACAACUCAAAGGAAUUUAAGAAUUUCGCCAAAGACUGGAACUUCAAACUUACAACAUGUAGUCCCCGAUUUCCACAGUCCAAUGGACGCAGCGAGAAGGCUGUACAGAUAAUAAAGCGCAUCCUGAAGAAAUCUGACGAUCCGUACAUUGCACUACUGGAGUAUCGCAACACCCCAGUAACAGGAAUGGGCUACUUUCCUGCUCAACUUCUUAUGUGCCGCACUACACGAUCUAAGCUUCCUGUCAACAAGGAAUUACUAGUUCCUAGUGUCCCCACUGGCGUUAGGGAAGAGCUAAAGGCAUGUCAAGACAAACAAGCCAAAUACUUCAAUAGAGGUGCAAAACCACUAGCACCCCUUACACCUAACGAGGGAGUGAGAGUCUAUGACAAGAAGAAAUGGAUACGAGCAACUGUCAAACAAGAAGCUGGAACUCCUCGCUCAUACAUCAUACAGACAGAGACAGGUCAGGAGCUAAGACGAAAUCGACGACACCUUCUUAAGACCAACGAACAAGCUCCCGAAGUAAAACCACCAGAACCAGAGCAGCCCGACUCUCCUACGGAACAACCAACGGCACCCAAAGAACAACCUACGGCACCCAAAGAACAACCCGAACUUCGCCGAUCAAACAGAUCUCGCAACGCACCUACUAGAUAUGGAUACGACGAAUAG
Messenger RNA from Nematostella vectensis (starlet sea anemone), 2319 nucleotides. RefSeq lists its product as uncharacterized. Lineage: Eukaryota; Metazoa; Cnidaria; Anthozoa; Actiniaria; Edwardsiidae. Gene Ontology annotation, biological process: DNA integration. Bases 1 to 2319 code for a protein of 772 amino acids. The transcript has a single exon. Gene Ontology annotation, molecular function: nucleic acid binding. The record is from RefSeq and is a predicted model, not a curated record.